AUGCUGUGCGCACCGCCCUUCCUGCUCUUGCUGCUCCUGCUGGGGAUGUCUGCUCCCUCCCACGCCUGGUCUAGGCCCCUGUGGUACCAGGUGGGGCUGGACUUGCAGCCCUGGGGGUGCCAGCCAAAUAGCCUGGAUGGUUGCGGGGUCAGCCUGGGCUGUCCUGGCCAAUGGAUGAGCCUGGGGAUGAACCCCAUCUACCCCUUGGCGGGGGUCACUCUCACCACUGCCUUGAUGCUGAUGCUCAGACACAAGGUGCUGCAGCGACGGCGCUUACAGGACCCCAAGAGUGAGCACUCGAAGGUGGCCACUAAAACCUCUGGACCCUGUAAACGGCGGACCCCAAUCUCAGAUCACACCAUACUGCUCACGGUCCUGCACAUGCUGGAUGCCCUCCUGGUCCAAAUCCAGGGCCACCUACAGCAUCUAGCCACUCAGCAGCCAAGGCAAAUAAAGGGGACUCCCACCCAGAAUGGGUGA
Messenger RNA from Molossus molossus (Pallas's mastiff bat), 480 nucleotides. It is a transcript of the gene TMEM89, whose product is annotated as transmembrane protein 89. The transcript is spliced from 2 exons. The record is from RefSeq and is a predicted model, not a curated record. NCBI's taxonomy places the organism in Eukaryota, Metazoa, Chordata, Mammalia, Chiroptera, Molossidae. The coding region runs from base 1 to 480 and encodes 159 amino acids.